CGCCCAUGUCAGCACGCUUGUCGGUCGUGGCAACGCUACAGACCGGCACGUAACAUAAUUGUACCUUUUUGUACCGAGAACCUGCAAAUCUUGUUUUGGCACCACAGAGAGACACAACACGGACUGUUCACCAGCUUUGUUUUUACGAGCUAACAUUGUGUUUUAGAUCGUAUUUAAAUCGCUUAAUUUUAUUAAAGGGAAAAGUUUUUUUCUCGCUCACCUGCAGUAACAGACAGGACAUCAGUAUGGUGCGGUGGAUCAACUUUGUGUUGGUGCUGAUGGCUGCUGCGUGUAAGACGGCCCAGGGGAAGCGAGAUGAAGUGCUCUACUGCUCAGCCUGCAUGGCGAUCGCUGAGGAGCUGAAAUACUCCAUCAGCCAAAUCGACCCCAAGAAGACGGUCCAGGUGGGAGGAUUCCGACUGAAUCCUGAUGGAAGCCUCACUGAUAAAAAGGUUCCUCUGGCUCGCUCUGAGACUCACCUGUCCGAGCUGCUGGACGGAGUUUGUAAUAACAUGAGCGAGUACGCGCUGUACGAGGAUCCGGUCACUAAACAACAGAGCUACAGGAGAUUCGCACCGAGGAGCAGCGACGGCGGGAACUUUCCCGAUUUCAAAAAUUUUAAAUUCUCCGGACCUGAAGGUUCCGAUUCCUUAAAGUUCGCUUGUGAAACCAUCGUGGAGGAGCUGGAGGACGACAUCAUCACUCUGUUCACACGAGAAGACCAGCACGUGGCCCAGAGGUUGUGUAGCGAAGUGUCAGGUCACUGUAAAAGCAGCGUGUUCCAACACACUGACCUGUGAUUCAACACCACGCUGACCGAACACCUGGAGGGCUCCAAGCCGGACCGGGUUCUGAGCAGAACCUCACGGAAGGACCAGAUUAUCCGAAUGCAGGAGCAGAGAGCAGUGUAAAGUGUUUUGUAACGACUCUGUGAGGUUGAGCUGUAAGAUUAUUUUCGUAAAGAAGAA
Messenger RNA from Hemibagrus wyckioides, 968 nucleotides. It is a transcript of the gene cnpy1, whose product is annotated as canopy FGF signaling regulator 1. Bases 246 to 800 code for a protein of 184 amino acids. Lineage: Eukaryota; Metazoa; Chordata; Actinopteri; Siluriformes; Bagridae. The record is from RefSeq and is a predicted model, not a curated record. The transcript is spliced from 6 exons. Gene Ontology annotation, cellular component: endoplasmic reticulum.